Messenger RNA from Tauraco erythrolophus (red-crested turaco), 888 nucleotides. RefSeq names its product hydroxysteroid 11-beta dehydrogenase 1 (gene HSD11B1). The record is from RefSeq and is a predicted model, not a curated record. Gene Ontology annotation, cellular component: endoplasmic reticulum membrane; intracellular membrane-bounded organelle. NCBI's taxonomy places the organism in Eukaryota, Metazoa, Chordata, Aves, Musophagiformes, Musophagidae. Gene Ontology annotation, molecular function: steroid binding; 11-beta-hydroxysteroid dehydrogenase (NADP+) activity. Gene Ontology annotation, biological process: steroid catabolic process.
AUGGGUCUGCUCCUGAAGAUUUUCAUCCCCUUGCUGGGACUGGCGCUGGCCUUUUAUUUUUAUUCAGCCCCUGAGAAUUUCAGCGAAGAGAUGCUCCGGGGCAAGCGGGUGAUCUGACUCGUGACAGGAGCCAGCAGCGGCAUCGGGGAGCAGAUGGCAUAUCACCUGGCACGCAUGGAGGCCCACCUACUGCUCACGGCACGGACGGAGGCCAAGCUGCAGAAAGUCGUGGAGCGGUGCCUCGAGCUGGGCGCCGCGUCCGCCCGCUACGUGAGCGGCUCCAUGGAGGACACCACGUUCCCCAAGGUGCUGGUGAAGGAGGCUGAGCACACCUGGGGAGGCCUUGAUAUGCUCAUCCUAAAUCACAUCGGUUCCUCCUACUACAACUACUUCGACGGGGACGUCGCGCACGUACGAAAGCUCAUGGAGACCAACUUCCUCAGCUACGUGGCAAUGACCGUGCUUGCCCUGCCCAUGCUGAAGGAGAGCGAGGGCAGCAUCGUUGUCGUUUCAUCCCUGGCAGGUAAAAUGAGCACCCCGUUUGCUGCUCCCUAUUCUGCAACCAAGUUCGCCUUAGAUGGAUUUUUCGGCUCCUUGCGACAGGAAUUCAUCAUAGAGAAGGUCAACGUCUCCAUCACGCUCUGCUUCCUGGGCUACAUCAACACAGAGAACGCCGUGCGAGCGGUCUCACACGUCAUCCGGGACACGCCGGCGCCGAAGGAGGAGUGUGCGCUGGAGAUCAUCAAGAGCGGGGCGCUGCGCCAGCGGGACCUGUACUACCCGCCCCGGGCGAUGGGCAGCCUGCUGCUGCUCCAGGCUGUAGCCCCUGACCUCGUUGACUCCCUCAUCAGGAGCAGCAUUAAGGUGGAAAACAUCAGAAGAACAUAG